AUGCUGUCACGUGCCGCACCCCCCGCGCCCCUCCAGAUCAUGACCAACCCCUCCAACACCUCCGGCCCCGGCGGCAAGCUGAAGCAGGCCAUCGAGGCCAGCUUUGGCUCCGUCGACGCGCUGAAGGAGAAGUUCAACGCCGCGGCCACCACCCGCUUCGGCUCAGGCUGGGCCUGGCUGGUCGUGACCCCGGAGGGCAAGCUGGUGGUGACCAGCACGCCCAACCAGGACAACCCCCUGCAGGCGGGACUGGUGGACCAGGCGGGGACCCCUGUGCUGGGCCUGGACGUCUGGGAGCACGCCUACUACCUGAAGUACCAGAACAGGCGCCCAGAGUACAUCAAUGCCUGGUGGAGCGUCGUGAACUGGGAGCAGGCGGAGGAGAACUUCAAGGCCGCCAAGUGA
Messenger RNA from Auxenochlorella protothecoides, 405 nucleotides. RefSeq names its product Superoxide dismutase [Mn], mitochondrial. The coding region runs from base 1 to 405 and encodes 134 amino acids. Gene Ontology annotation, molecular function: superoxide dismutase activity; metal ion binding. Gene Ontology annotation, biological process: superoxide metabolic process. The transcript is spliced from 2 exons. The record is from RefSeq and is a predicted model, not a curated record. NCBI's taxonomy places the organism in Eukaryota, Viridiplantae, Chlorophyta, Trebouxiophyceae, Chlorellales, Chlorellaceae.